Molecule: messenger RNA, 4867 nt
Organism: Pelodiscus sinensis (Chinese soft-shelled turtle)
Lineage: Eukaryota; Metazoa; Chordata; Testudines; Trionychidae
Product: pinopsin-like
Biological process (GO): visual perception; G protein-coupled receptor signaling pathway
Cellular component (GO): membrane
Molecular function (GO): G protein-coupled receptor activity
Source: RefSeq, a predicted model, not a curated record
GAGCCGGGCUGGCAGCUGCGCCGCGGAAGCCGCAGGAUGGGCGCUGCCGCCUUUGCCUUCCCCAGCCCGGGCGGGACAGAGCGGCCCCCAGCACCUCGGCAAGUAAGUAGCCGGCUUGGCUGAGCCUUGGGAGGGAGACCCCCAGAUCCCAGCGCGGAGGGGCUUGAAACAGCCCGGAGCAGCCUGCCCCUCUGCCGCAUGCUGUCAGCAAGAGAAACACAUCUCGGAGGAUAUUUGUGCCAGGAAGACGUUAUUUGUGACACUGGGAAUGAAUGCCAUUACUAGGCUUUGCUCUGAAGAAGAACCUUUUUCAGGCAGCUUUAUAAGAUGCCUUCUACCUGUGGCCUAAAAGUAAUUAUCUCAGAUAACCCAACUUUUAAAUAAUGAAGGUGCCCUGGAGGCUUUCAGUCUCUUCUGUUAUUCAGCAUACAGAGUUUCAUACACAAAUGAUUACAAGAAUAAGCAAUGCAAUAAGCUUUUCUACAGUGAGACACUAUUUUCUAUUCUAGUUAAUGGUCAAGAAGCAGUUAGUUGACUGACUGAAGACCACAGUAAUCUAGUGCUUAUUUGCAUUGUGAUGGAGGCCUACUUUUGUAAAGUAGCUCGAAGAUCUGGGAGUAAAACAUUUAAUUUUUCUGCGUUCUCUGGUCUGCUAUGAUGUCAGAAAUGAGUACCAACUGGACAGCCAACCUGAGCUUUGAAGCAGCUGCAGAUCCUCAUGAGUCAAGAACUGGACUCUCUAGAACAGGGCACACCAUAGUGGCUGUUUUUCUUGGAUUUAUCUUGGUUUUUGGCUUCUUGAAUAAUUUGAUUGUUCUCAUACUCUUCUGCAAGUUUAAAGCCCUGCGCAACCCUGUGAACAUGCUACUGCUGAACAUCAGUGCCAGUGAUAUGCUUGUGUGCAUCUCUGGCACCACACUCAGUUUUGUAUCCAACAUCCACGGUAGAUGGAUUGGAGGGGAGUAUGGUUGUAUGUGGUAUGGCUUUGUCAAUUCCUGCUUUGGCAUUGUGUCCCUGAUCUCCUUGGCUGUCCUGUCGUAUGAACGGUAUAGUACCCUCACCCUGUGUAACAAACGUGGCUCUGACUAUCAGAAGGCUCUGCUAGCAGUUGGGGGCUCCUGGCUUUAUUCCUUGAUCUGGACAGUACCACCACUCAUUGGCUGGAGCAGUUAUGGGCUUGAGGGGGCCGGCACAAGUUGUUCAGUACGUUGGACCUCCGAAUCAGCUGAGACUGUAUCCUAUAUCGUCUGUCUCUUCAUAUUCUGCUUGGUCAUCCCUGUAACGGUCAUGAUAUACUGUUACGGGAGUCUCCUUUAUGCUGUGAAACAGGUUGGAAAAAUCCGAAAGAAUGCUGCCCGUAAAAGGGAAUACCAUGUCCUCUUCAUGGUGAUUACUACAGUAAUCUGUUAUCUAAUAUGCUGGAUGCCUUACGGAGUUAUAGCACUGAUUGCGACAUUUGGUAGUCCAGGUGCAGUUUCUCCAAUAGCAUAUGUCAUACCUUCUAUCCUGGCAAAGAGCAGCACUGUAUGCAAUCCAAUUAUCUACAUACUUAUGAACAAGCAGUUUUACAAAUGCUUUCUUCUACUUUUCCAUUGCCACCCUCCUUCAUCUGCUGAUGGAGAAUCUGUGUGUCAGUCUAAGGUAACCGUAUUCCAGCUGAAUCAGAAAGCGGACGGAGGAAUUGCUUGUAAUGAUCAAGUACUUCCUGAAACGGAUGAAAAAGUGGCCUGUCUUCAGAGCCCCAUAUCAAGUGUGGAGCCAGCUUCAGAGGACACCCCACAGAUGUUAGAGAACUCUCUCUGAUGAACUGGAAAAAACCUUAACCAAUAUAUGUGAUUUUAUUGCCACAGUACCUAACUUACUUGUACAUUCCUAAAACAUAAUUUCUUGCAUAAAACAUUCCUAUUUGUGGAACAGGAAAAAUAUGACAAGAACCAAAAUAGGCUUCUGUUACUAUUUCUUAAUUCCAACUACGAUUGAAAGUCAUUGCAGAAAUGGUUUGAUAUGGGAAGGUUUAAAAAAAAAAAAAAAAAAAUUCAGGUGAUCUUCCAGAUAUAAAUAAAUUAUUUAAUGGAGAACUGAAAAGCAGUGAAGGUUUAAAUCUUUAUAAUCUGAUGAACAGUGUUUCCAAGAGUCAACCUCCAUUAAGGAUGCAUGCAUGCAUCUAGUUUAUCCCUUUCCAUCGCCGGACUGUUCUUUACUCGUGUUUUGGUCCUUUAUACAUAUAAAAGUGAGUGAUGGAGGUUUCCUUCUUUCCCUUCACCUGAAAAACUCCGGAUUUUCUUGAUAUUCACCCUGAUUUUCCUUUUUUAAUUUCACUCAGCUAUUCCCAGUUAUACCCCUUUGCCCUACAGCAUUCAUUUCCUUCCUUAGAACUUAUAGCAGUGCCAUAUUUGCAUGUGGUUAUUUUUUCGUAUUCUGCACCCUGCCUUGCUAAUAUCAAUUUAUUUCUAGGUGCAGGUCAAUCUCUUUAGGGGAUUGAUGACCCAGAUAUCUUUCUUUCCAUGUUUGUUGCAACUAUUAGUCUGGUAUGGCAUGUUUGUCUGUGUUCCUGGGGUUGAACUCUCUGGGACAAGCAGCCAGAUAUAUACUGCCGGGCCUAAAGUAGAUGUGAAGGGACAGGGCAGAGAAGGGAUUUGCUCCCUGCACCACCAGCCAAAGAAUAAGGGACACGUGGGAAGUGCUCAUUAUCCAAGCCAUUGAGUGGAGGGGAGGGAAGAGUUUAGCAAAAGACUGAGAGGCACACUUUGUCCUUCUUCUACUUUCCAUACUAUUUACACUGCUUUUCCCUCAUCUACCUGAAUUUUGUAAGAUUUACGUGAGCACUGAUAUUGUAAUGAAUUCACAUUUACUAUUUUAAUUAUGCUGUCAAUGUAUUUAUUCAUUUUUGUAAACCUAUGCUACCUACUGAAUACAUAAUGAUUUCCAUUAUCCUUCAUUGGCCAAUAUGCAAAAUGUACUCCUAUAUAUAAACAUUAUCACUUGUGUAAACAAAUAAUCAAAUUUACACAUGCAAACACAAUUUCUUGAAUAAAUCACACAUACAAUAGAGUCUCAAUUCUCCAACCUAAACGGGACUGGAGGAUGGUCAGAUAGCAGAAAUGUUGGAUAAUACCUAUAAUUCUUUUAAUUUUAUACAUUUGCCCUUUGUAAUACCUUGCGGGAUCCAGUUCUAAACCUCCUGAAUCUGCCGCUUUGACCAGCCCUUGUAUUUCUCCCCAAAUGGGAGUAAGAUCCGGGGCUCUGCCUUGCAGCGGGAGUGCAGCCCUCGCCCUGCGCCACGCCACGUUCCCCAGCGAUGAUUUUCCAGAGCUGUGUGUGGAUUGCCUGAGCUAUGACGCAGGGCAAGGCGCUCGCCACUUUCCCCAGAAACAGAAAAAAGCAACAUUGCCAAUGGCAAAUUCAUAAGCCACAAGAGGGCGCUGCAGACCUGCCAACCAAGGCUCCCGCCCAACCCUAGAAAAGGGAAAGGGAAAAGCAGGGCCAUUGUGGUGUGAAGCUUUCCUGGAGCCCCUUGCUGUGACGGGCAGCAUGUCGGAUAAAAUGGAAUGUUGGAUAAACGAAGGUUUGAAAAUUGAGACUCUUCUGUAUCUCUGUUCUGCACAAAUUAGGUAUGGCAUGAAAAAUCUCUCAUGUGAACAAUUCCUUGAAAAGUAACAUGCACUCAAAUACAAGCUGGGUUGAGAUAGCUUUUGGAAGUGUGAAUAGAUAUUGAAAGCAUUUCCUCAAUUCUUAUUGCACUAUUAAGACAUUUUAGAAAGAAUUCCACGACUUUUCCAGUGUCCUUCUGAUUCCAAUAGCAGCUGAUUAAAAGACUAGAAAAGAACAAUACCGUGAUUCAUUCUCGUGAACAUACAUGAAAGCAAAGACAAAGCUUUACAGAAGGGACAAGUAUUAGCUGUUUUUAAAAAUGUAAACAGAGCUAACUGUUAAAUUCUAUUUUCCAGCCUUUAAAAACCUGUUGUAAAGAACAAUAAAAAUGACAAUAAAAUAAUUAGUGAUGUUUUUUUAAUUUAUGUAGCGUCUGCAGUUCAGAAUACUUUACAGUACAAUGCAUCUAACCAACCUUAUGUAAGGAGAAGAUUAAGUCACUGGAGAGUACAUACUGGCAAGAGAAAUACACUAUGACUGAAUAGCUGUUUUCCCUCUGUAACUUCUGAUCCCAUUAACAAAACUGACAGUAUAAAACCUGUCAAGAAAUCCUCACAAUCCAAUAAAAAAAAUCUUUUAAAACUAGCAACAGAAACUAAAAAGCCAAUAAAAUUCUAAGUUGGUGAUGACACUCCAUUCUUUCUUCCCGCAGCUGUGAAAGUGAGAACAAACAGGAAAAUUAAUCUCUUCACUUGGCAUAAGCAUGACUACACACCCUAAGCUUAUUUAAAAGCUUUAAAUCCUUUAAUUUUUUAAAUUACAUUUAAAACAGUUCAUUCAAAGAACAAACCCUACUGUCUGAUAGAUAACCUAGGACUAAAUUUAGAAAAGCAUUCAAUAGAAGAGUUGGAAAAUAGCAGGAAUCAAAAUACUAAUAGAAAUAAUAGAAAUGAGAAACAGAAAGAACCAGGACAUUUAAGUCCAGCCCCUCACCAAUAUCAGUAAGUCCCCCCGCCCAGCAUUUUCUAUUGCUCUGCCCUUUCUGCUCAUUAAAAGUCCCAAGCAAUAGUGCUACUAAAUUUUUCUGGGGAGUGCAUUCCACAGCCUAAUACAUCUCAUAGGCAAGCCUCCCUUUCUUAAUUUAGUUAAGUUUUCUUAUAACCCUUUUCCACCAUUCUCCAUUAUUUCCAUUUUCCUUACUGUUUAUGACCUUAAAAUGGGAAAUUUGUGUCAUCUGGGUACAGCUACUUAGUUGUUACUAGGCCAAGCUACGUUU